AUGCAGGUCGACGAGGAUGUCAUCGGCAUCUUCUACCAACGCCUCUUCCCAUUCAAGCCGCUCUUCACCUGGCUCAACCACAGCCAUGUCCCCUCAAAGCACAUGGCGCAUCGCGAAAUUGCAUUUUCCCUCUUCAACGACGUCUACAUCCGCUACAACAGCUUCCCGACAUGGGAUGCCUUCCGUAAAGAUGUGCUCAGACUCAAACCUGCCAGAUUUGAAAUCGGGCCCAUCUAUUCGCACAACCCGCGUGAUCGUAAAACUCUACGGAAAGCAAUCUUCAAACCCAUCGAGAAGGAACUCGUCUUUGAUAUUGAUCUGACAGACUACGACGACAUCCGAACCUGUUGCAAGGAGACCUCUAUCUGUCACAAAUGCUGGACAUACAUCACAUUUGCUAUUCGCACUAUGGAUGUGUGCUUGCGAGAAGAUUUCGGGUUUGAGCAUAUCCUUUGGGUCUAUUCUGGACGUCGUGGUGCACAUGCGUGGAUUAGCGAUAAAAAGGCACGGAUGCUUGAUGACAGCCAGCGUCGAUCCAUUGCUACUUACCUUGAGCUUGUCAAGGGUAAGAAAGGUGUUGACUUGCGGAGACCACUGCAUCCUUCUGUCGUUCGCAGUUUGGAUUUACUCAAGCGGACAUUCAAGGAAGAUGUCCUCGAUACACAGGAACCUUGGAUCGAUCAAGCGGGCGCUGACAAACUUCUCUUGCGCAUUCCAGAUGCCGACUUGCGUGAAGCCUUGUCUAGAAAGUGGAGUACAGCCAAGAAUCGUCCAUCUGCCCUCAAAUGGGCCGAUUUAGAUGCAUUGGCAGCAAGUGGUGCCGUGAGCAAAGGUUUCAACCCUGCACAGCUGGUGGCAGCCAAGCAAGAUUUGGUGUUGGAGUACAUGUACCCACGACUUGAUGUGGAGGUAUCGAAACACUUGAACCAUUUGCUCAAAUCGCCCUUUUGUGUGCAUCCCAAGACGGGCAAUGUCUGUGUGCCCAUCGAUGCGACAGAUCCAGAGUCAUUUGAUCCAUUCAAGGUGCCAACCGUGGCGAAACUUCUGGAUGAGCUCAACGCUUGGGAAGCAACUCAUCAGAGCGAAGAGGAGGAUGUCAAGGAAAUUCCAGACUAUGCAAAAACCAGCCUCAAGCCGUAUGUCGAACGCUUCAAGAAGCACGCAGAGACAGUCGUGGAGGCGGAAAACAAGCAACCGAAGAGGCCGACGCUCGAUUUUUAG
Molecule: messenger RNA, 1221 nt
Organism: Protomyces lactucae-debilis
Lineage: Eukaryota; Fungi; Ascomycota; Taphrinomycetes; Taphrinales; Protomycetaceae
Product: DNA primase small subunit
Exons: 2
Coding region: 1-1221 (406 amino acids)
Biological process (GO): DNA replication, synthesis of primer
Cellular component (GO): alpha DNA polymerase:primase complex
Source: RefSeq, a predicted model, not a curated record